Messenger RNA from Closterium sp. Naga37s-1, 1170 nucleotides. NCBI's taxonomy places the organism in Eukaryota, Viridiplantae, Streptophyta, Zygnematophyceae, Desmidiales, Closteriaceae. The record is from the annotation of a GenBank genome assembly.
AUGCUUCGGAUCAUGAAAAAGCUUCUCUUCACUGCUUCCAUCCAUCCAUCCACCACUUCAGCUUUCCAAUUCCAAUCUCUUGAUCAUGAUUGUCCUUCCUGCCUUCUACCUCCAAUGCCUCCCCUUCCCCUCGCCACCCUUCCCCUCCCCGCCUUCCCCUCCCCACCUUUCCCUCCCCGCCUUCCCUUCUCCGCCUUUCCCUCUCCGACGCACCCUCACCAUGCUCCAGAUACCUCAACGAUAACAGACAACAGGCUGAGUGGCACCAUUCCCGCCUGCAUCGGCAACCUCACCGCACUCACCAGCCUGUGCGCCCAUUCUCCCUCCAACCCCCCUUCACCGUCCAUCCCUCUUUCCGCCUGCCUCUCUGUGCCAAGCAUCGGGGGCACGCACUUCUCCUCCUCUCUUCUUCACUUCUCCUCCUCUCUUCUUCACUUCUCCUCCUCUCUUCUUCACUUCUCCUCCCCUCAUCUCCUCCUCUCCUCUUCUCCCCUCUUCUCCGAUUAUACUCUUCCCCCCUUCUCCGCUUCGUCUCUUCUCCUCGUCACCUCUUCCCCUCGUCUUCCCUCCUUCCCUCCAUGUCCAUUCAUCCACCCGUCGGUCUUCAGGGCACUCAACGCCAAUCGCCUCGCAGGGACGAUACCUGCUGCAAUCACCACGCUCACUAAUCUCGAAUACCUUCGCCUUGACCACAACCAGCUUACGGGAGAGCUGCCCUCCUUCCACCACAUGGUCCGUCUCACUUCGCAACGCGGACUGUUUGCAGACCACAACUACCUCACAGCCACAGCAGACCCUCUCCCUUUCAACGCCACCGGCCUAGAGGAUCCUGCAGAAUCCCACAGCUUGUGUCUGUUCCACCACAACUGCCUCGGACACAGCUCCAUCAACUGCGGCCGUUGGCACCUCCAGAAGCAACAGAAGCGCACCAGCGAGUGCCGGGCGUUCUGUGGGGCGCAGCCGCUCACCCCGCCGUGCAGCGGCCAUGGCGUGUGCUCCUUCGAGCCGGACCCGUCUGAGGAGAUGAGUGCCUUUGAGGAUGAGGAUGUGCCGCCGCCACCCUACUGUGAACCCGAGGGCCAGUGCGACUGUGAUGAGGGGUACACGCCAGGGCCUGCUGCUGGCACGUGUGUCCCUCAUGGUAUGCCUGUUGCUGAAUGCCCUCGCUAG